Messenger RNA from Blepharisma stoltei, 1339 nucleotides. The record is from the annotation of a GenBank genome assembly. Lineage: Eukaryota; Ciliophora; Heterotrichea; Heterotrichida; Blepharismidae.
AUGGACACAAGAAUGAACUCGCAAAGUGCGAUUUUAUCAAUGAAAAAACAGAUAAAAUUUCUUAAAACAAAACUUUCCACAAGUGCUUUUCUUAAAGGCAAAAUUUUGGACACCCCUGAAGUAUCAAUUGCAGAAUUAGAUAAAACCUUGCAAGCGUCUUAUAGUAGAUUGGAAGAAUUAAACAGAGAACUUAUAUUAGAAAAAGAUAGCCACCGCAAGCUGAAAGCAGAAUAUGAUUACAUUGUAAGAAGAAAAACUGAAGGGUAAGAAAAUAAUUAGAAACGCUGAAUUUCCAGAAAUCCAAUCAAAACUGCAUCAACUUUUUAAAGAAAAUUUCCAAUUAAAAGACCAAACUGUUGAGAUAGAAAACGCGAAAGAAUACGCAUAUCUUGAGCAGGUUAAAAAGAAAGCCCCAAAUGUUUAUUUCCUGAUGACGAAAAUUAAAAUGAUUGAAGAGCAUAAUAAGCUUUUAAUUAAUGCAAUCAGUCAGCUGGAUAAUACAAGGUGCGAUUUAAGAAAUGAGUACUCAAAUAUUACUCAAGGACUAACCUUAGAAGAAAAAGCAAAACAAAAAAUCAAAGCUCUUGAAAACGCUUUAAAGCAGGUUGAUGUAAGUAUAAGGAGACUUCGAGAAACUCUUGCAAGAGGAAAACAGAGGGUUUAUGAGCUUGAUAGUGAUAGAAAUCAUAGAGAACUUGUAGAACUGCAAGGAAUUUAUAGUGAGCUGAGCUCCCAACUAGAAGCAUCUAGCAAUGAGAUAAUGAAGCUUUAUAAUAAAAUCAAAGAAACAGAUGAAGAAAUCAAAGCAGAAAACGAGAAAAGCAAAAGUUUGGAGCCAGGAGAAUUGAAUAAAGCGUUAAGAACAAAACUGAAAGAGUUGGAAGAUCAAAUUGCUGAAACUGACAGGCAGCUUAUAGAAAAGGAUAAAGCAAAGCAAAGAUUUCAAACCAACAUAAACAACUUAAAGCACUUAUUGAGCCCGCCAAAAAAGACAGACAGAUAUGUAUCUUUAGCCUUGCUAUCUCCAAAAUCCACAGAAUCAUCAGUCGGAUGCAGAACUCCUGCACCUAUUCAAGAAAAACCAAAAAAAACAGCAAGAACAAUAUCUGCAAUGACUUCUCCUCAGCAUUCUACAAGAUCCCAAAAAAAUGAGCGUGAUAGGCUAAUCGCUAUGCUAUCUAAAGGAAUUCCUCGUAAUAAUUCAAAAGAGAUAAAAUCUGCUCUUCAUGAAAUAGGAAUCCCUGGAGAAAGCUUAGCAAGAAAAGUUAUAGAACUAAACAGAGGAGAAUUUCUAGCAAAAUACUAUGCUGAUAAGAACAAACCGAAUAAAAUAGAUUAA